Penicillium malachiteum is the source of this 2034-nucleotide messenger RNA. RefSeq lists its product as uncharacterized. The record is from RefSeq and is a predicted model, not a curated record. Lineage: Eukaryota; Fungi; Ascomycota; Eurotiomycetes; Eurotiales; Aspergillaceae. The transcript has 6 exons. The coding region runs from base 1 to 2034 and encodes 677 amino acids. Gene Ontology annotation, biological process: DNA repair. Gene Ontology annotation, molecular function: metal ion binding; DNA binding.
AUGUCCCGGAGGACGUUGGGAGGAGGUCGUGUUCUAGGCACCCCGACUGCGCUUUCAUCCGCCCCGUCCCCGUCCCCGCAGCCGAAGCCAAGACUGCUUUCGCCGACCGCUAGCAGCUUGUCCCUCAGUUCCCAGACAUCCGUCUCGCAGUUCUCAUCGGAGACGCAAGAUCUCACCUCUCGCAUCUCGCUCGAAAAUGGCGACACCUCCAUCUCUGCGGCGCCGUCGGCCCCUGGAGCUCAGCUCUCAUGCCCAAUCUGCAGUGAGGAGAUGGUCACACUGCUCCAGCUCAAUAGACAUCUCGACGACAUUCACCAAAACCUCGAAGACGAUCGGCAAGAUGAAGUGAAGGAUUGGUUCAAAGUGCAGAUGGAGAAAGCAAGGAAGUUUCAGCCUUUAGCUGUGCUAAACCAAAAACUCAAGGGUCUGGAUGUCUUCGAAUCAAACGAAAAUCAAUCUGCCUCUGCCUCCGCCGCCAGCCGUCCAUUAGCCUCUCAUAUAGGAACAUCUGAGGUUAUCUCCAGGCCACUUGAUCCCGAAGACCUGAUCACCAAGGCGCACUGGCAAGCCGGUUGCCUUUAUGACACAUGUUUGGAGCCAUCCUGCGGCAAACGACUAAAUGGAACCAAUGGCUGCGUUAAUUGUCGGAAAUGCGGCAAACUCUUUUGCGAAGAACAUACCAUGUAUCAAAUGAAGCUGUCCCGCUCAGCGCAACCCGAACCAGUACGAGGGAUUUGGGCCCGAGUAUGUGAGACGUGUUACAAGUCAAGAGAGGGGUAUAAUGAUCACAAUGGAGCCACAAGUGAUCACACUCAAACAUUCAAGUCAAUAAGAAAACAAAUAGUGGAUAAAGACUUCCUCGAGAUUUCGAGGCUCGAGAAACGAUUAACACGACUUACGCAGCUCCUGGCCAGUCUACCUCCGGAUCAAAUACAGUCCAGCGCAACUAAAUUAUUCUCCAUAUCUUGGCAGAGCGACCAGCGAAAGGCUUUAGAACAGACUAUUGUCAGCUGGCAAGAUGAUGCCAGUGUUUCGCGGUGCCCAUUUUGUCAACAGGACUUCUCAGGGUACUCUUUUUGGAGACAUCAUUGCAGGACUUGUGGGCGGGUUGUCUGUGGUGAUCCCAACACAGGUUGUUCUAGUGAAGAGGGACUAAGUAUUGCACCUUUAUCAAAAACAUCCGAGAAAGCUGCCGCGGAAGACUUGGUCAAUGUGGACGUACGGCUCUGUAAGGAGUGCAAAGUAACGUUAUUUGAUCGCCGUGAUUUCCAGGCGGAUCUUUCCCGGAAACCACCUGAGGUCAGGGCGUAUGAGAAUUUGAUACAGUUUGAAAGGGGCAUUCGCCUCCAUCUUCCCAGAUUUCAAAAACUUCUCAUGGCGCUACAGGAUCCCAGAAGACCACCUUCUUCGGCACAAAUUGCAGACGCUUCCAAGGUCCGCAAGCGACUGAUUGACUCGUUCGCAAAGUAUGAUGUUGCCGCUCGACGGAUUAGAGAUUUGCCCACCAAGUCUCCCUCUCAACAGCGAUUGCAAAAAGCGAUAUAUCAACAGGCUAGCAACUUCCUUCAUCUCCAUAUGCUACCAUUGAAGUCUCUUCCCAAAGUUCUGAAGCACGCAUCUCCAUCCGGAGAUCGUAUACCAAGUCGCACUUCAUCGCCAAGUACUCCAGCAGAUGGAUCACCCGCCCCCACUAAACCGCAGGAUUCUGCACUCUCUUCAAUUAAAUAUAAUAACCGUGUUGCUGCCAGCGGCAGCAACGCCAGUCUCGCCAGUGAUGCAAGUAGCGCCGUCUCCGCCCUUGAGGCAGAAGAAAAGUCUUUACGCGAACGGCUCAUCGUCCUAGAAGAGCAGAAAUUCUUUGUUUCCGAGAUGAUCGCAGAUGCCAACCGUCGGCGCAAGUUUGAUGAGGUUAGUAGUCUCGCCGUGAAUGUGGAAGAUCUCAGUCGCGAAAUCGACCGGGUCAACGGCAUGCUAGCCGGUCUUGAUUUCGAGGGUCUCUAUACUGGCAGCAACAACUUGCAGAUUACAGGUUGA